This is a messenger RNA of Aspergillus chevalieri, 300 nucleotides long. RefSeq lists its product as uncharacterized. The coding region runs from base 1 to 300 and encodes 99 amino acids. NCBI's taxonomy places the organism in Eukaryota, Fungi, Ascomycota, Eurotiomycetes, Eurotiales, Aspergillaceae. The transcript has a single exon. The record is from RefSeq and is a predicted model, not a curated record.
AUGUGCUUCGGCACCUCAAAGCGCGAACGAGCCCGUCUCGCCAAACAGCCGCAAUCCCAAACCGGAACCAACAACCAAUAUCAGUACAGACCGAGCCCGUACUACAAGCGGAGCAGCGGUUUCUCGCGAUGGGAUGCUGAUUAUGGUGCCGCUGCGGAUGGGAUAGCGCAGCUCAUCCAGUUGGGGCAUCAUGGAGGUCAUGGCGAUGGAGGAGGCGGACAUGGAGGAGGGCACGGUGGAGAUGGGGGAGGAGGAGGUGGUGGUGACGGUGGUGGUGGAGGCGGUGGUGGUGGAUGUUAA